AUGGCAGGAGGCAACGGAGGCUGGUGGCAGGAGGCAACAGAGGCUGGUGGCAGGAGGCAACAGAGGCUGGUGGCAGGAGGCAACAGAGGCUGGUGGCAGGUGGCAACGGAGGCUGGUGGCAGGUGGCAACGGAGGCUGGUGGCAGGUGGCAACGGAGGCUGGUGGCAGGUGGCAACGGAGGCUGGUGGCAACAGAGGCUGGUGGCAUGUGGCAACGGAGGCUGGUGGCAGAGGCAACAGAGGCUGGUGGGAGGUGGCAACGGAGGCUGGUGGCAACAGAGGCUGGUGGCAGGUGGCAACGGAGGGUGGUGGCUGGUGGCUGGUGGCAGGUGGCAGGUGGCAGCGGAGGCUGGUGGUGACUGGUGGUGAAUGA
Haliotis rufescens (red abalone) is the source of this 372-nucleotide messenger RNA. Its product is annotated as heterogeneous nuclear ribonucleoprotein A1-like. The record is from RefSeq and is a predicted model, not a curated record. Lineage: Eukaryota; Metazoa; Mollusca; Gastropoda; Lepetellida; Haliotidae. The transcript has a single exon. The coding region runs from base 1 to 372 and encodes 123 amino acids.